AGACCGAGUACCAAGAGAGCGACUCGUUCAUGGCAGACACGCACGCCCGCACACCCAGCAUCCUCAGAGUCAUAUAAAUGUGCGGGAAGAAGUCGUCUUGUUGGGUCGAGAAGAGAGAGGCUGCAGAGAAAGAAGACAAGCUGCUUCUUCGGUGGUUGGUGAGGGAAGAAUUUGCAAACUAGAGGGGAAGGACAUGGGGAGGGUUAUGGAGAGGAAGCUUGGUUUUUGGGCGGUGAUGGUUUUUGCGGCGGUGCUGGAGGUGGGGAGAGCGCAACUGGCGGAGGACUUCUAUGGCGGAACCUGCCCGAACGUCGAGAGCAUUGUGAAGCAGGUGGUGACCACCAAGUUCGGGCAGACCUUCGUCACCUUUCCCGCCACGCUCCGCCUCUUCUUCCACGAUUGCUUUAUUGAGGGAUGCGAUGGUUCGAUUCUGAUCACAUCGCCUAACGGGGAUGCUGAGAAGGACGCUCCGGAUAAUCUGUCUCUAGCCGGAGACGGGUUUGACACUGUCAUCAAGGCAAAGCAAGCUGUCGAAGCGACUUGCCCCGGCAUCGUGUCGUGCGCCGACAUCUUAGCCAUUGCUGCUCGAGACGUAGUCGUCCUGGCCGGAGGUCCAUCAUUCAACGUAGAGCUCGGACGUCGUGAUGGUCUCAUCUCUAAAGCAUCUCUAGUGGCCGGGAAGUUACCGGAACCGAACUUCGAUCUCGACCAGCUCAACACGAUUUUCUCCAGAAACGGCCUCACACAAUCUGACAUGAUCGCCCUCUCGGGUGCUCACACCGUCGGCUUCUCCCACUGCAACCGCUUCGCCAACCGUCUCUACUCAUUCUCCUCGUCAUCUCCGGUGGACCCUACUCUCAACUCUACCUACGCUGUGCAGCUGAAGCAAGCUUGCCCCCAAAAUGUGGACCCACAAAUAGCGAUCGACAUGGACCCCGUGACUCCGCAGACGUUCGACAACAUGUACUACAAGAAUCUGGUCCAAGGCAUGGGCCUGUUCACUUCGGACGAGUCGCUCAUCGCCGAUUCGGCGUCCAAACCUACUGUGCAGGACUUUGCCAACAACCCGGGCAACUUCAACCAGGCCUUUGCCACUGCCAUGAGGAAGCUCGGGAGAGUGGGUGCCAAGACAGGAAGCCAAGGAGAGAUAAGAAGAGAUUGUACAGCUUUCAAUUCGUGACAUACAGGCACGCCUUGAAGGUCUAGACAUGGAAUCAAUAAGCAGUGUGCGGUUCUGACCUGUGAAAUAAACAGUACCGCUACUACCGCCCCAUUUGUUUU
Messenger RNA from Rhodamnia argentea, 1281 nucleotides. Its product is annotated as peroxidase 55-like. The record is from RefSeq and is a predicted model, not a curated record. Lineage: Eukaryota; Viridiplantae; Streptophyta; Magnoliopsida; Myrtales; Myrtaceae. Gene Ontology annotation, molecular function: peroxidase activity; heme binding. Bases 194 to 1180 code for a protein of 328 amino acids. The transcript has 3 exons. Gene Ontology annotation, biological process: response to oxidative stress; hydrogen peroxide catabolic process.